Molecule: messenger RNA, 1305 nt
Organism: Rotaria socialis
Lineage: Eukaryota; Metazoa; Rotifera; Eurotatoria; Philodinida; Philodinidae
Source: the annotation of a GenBank genome assembly
AUGUCAAGUAGUCCACAUGAUUAUAUUCAAAAAGGAAUUCAAAAUGCUGAGAGAGCCACAGAAGAAGAUAAGGCUCAUAACUAUGAAGCUUCUAUAAAAAAUUAUAUGGCAGCAGCAGAAUGCUUAAUGCAUGCUGUAAAAUAUGGAGCAAUGAAUGAACAACUAAAACAAAACAUACGUGCCAAAGUGUCUAGUUAUAUAAAACGAGCAGAAGAAAUUAAAGCUACUUCGAAAAAUGGUGACGAAAAGAAAAAAGCGGUCACUGAUGGAGGAAAUCCAAAAGACAAUAAAGAUGAUGAUGAUGGCGAUGAUCCAGAUCGCAAACGAAUGAUGAGAAAAUUUGAAGGAGCUAUUGUCACUGAUCCACAAGUUUCAUUCAGUGAUGUCGUUGGCUUAGAACAAGCUAAAGAAGCAUUGAAAGAAGCUGUUAUUUUACCGGUCAAAUUUCCACAACUUUUUCAAGGUAAACGUAAGCCUUGGGCUGGAAUUCUACUUUAUGGACCUCCAGGUACUGGAAAAUCCUAUUUAGCUAAAGCUAUUGCUACUGAAUGUAAAAGUACAUUUAUUUCUGUGAGUUCUUCGGAUCUCUUAUCAAAAUGGCUUGGUGAGAGUGAAAAAGGCGUUAAAUGUUUAUUUGAAGUCUCUCGUGAGCGACAACCAUGCAUUGUAUUUAUUGAUGAGAUUGAUGCUUUAUGUGGCCAACGUAAUGAUACGGAAUCUGAAUCAUCACGUCGUGUAAAAACAGAAUUUCUUGUUCAAAUGCAAGGUGUUGGAACGGAUAAUGCAGGUGUUCUUGUACUUGCUGCCACAAAUAUUCCUUGGGCAUUGGAUACGGCUAUUCGAAGACGUUUUGAAAAACGAAUUUACAUUCCGUUACCUGGAGUAAAUGAGCGAGCAGCAAUGUUUAAAACUCAUUUGGGAACUAGUAGUUAUCACACAAUCAAAGAGCAUGAAUGGUUGCAAUUAGCACAUAAAUCAGACCAUUAUUCCGGUGCAGAUAUAGCUGUUGUUUGUCGUGAAGCUCUACUCAGACCAAUUCGUCGACUUGGUUCAGCAACACAUUUCAAAAGAGUACAAAAUCCAAGUCCGAAUGGCCCACGUUUACUUUGGCUUGCAUGUUCCCCAGGGGACACAGACGCUGUAGAAUUAAAAUUAGAUGGUAUCAAUUCAGAAGAAUUAUGCGAACCACCAGUGACGAUAUCCGAUAUGGUGGCUGCUCUAUCGACACAAAAACCAACAGUUGGUGAGUCUGACCUUUUGUUACAAAAAAAAUUUACAGAAGAAUUUGGUCAAGAAGGUUCUUAG